UACGAAUUAGCUAAUUAUUUAAAUCCCAUUUUUACUCGAAGAAGAAAAAAUUACCACCACAAAUCGCGUAAUCCGCAGCAAAUUGAGGCGUCGAAUGACGGAACUACCCUCCACCUCAGCCCACAGCCAACCACUCUGCAACUUCCAUUAUUUCCCUCCCAAUUCAUUUCCUCUCUCUAUUUAUCUCCACUGAAACACUCUGACAGAGAGAGAACCCCAAAAGAACACAGCGAAACCGAAAAUGACGGAAGGAGGGACGACCUUGGAGUUCACUCCGACAUGGAUCGUCGCCGUCGUCUGCACAUUCAUCGUCGUCAUCUCCCUCGCCGUCGAGCGGCUCCUCCACUACCUCGGCAAGUUGAUGAAGCGGAAGAACCAGAAGCCGCUGUUCGAAGCCCUGCAGAAGAUCAAAGAAGAAUUGAUGCUUUUGGGGUUUAUUUCCCUGCUGCUGACGGUGUUUCAGAACAGAAUCAACUCCAUGUGCAUACCCGAGCACUUGACCGAGGAAUGGCUGCCGUGCAAAAAGGAAGAUGAGUCGGAAUCGGCGGCGGCGACGAAGCAUUUCGUGGCCUCUUCGUUCUCUUUCUUCGCCGGCGGCGGCGGGGGGAGCCGUCGCCUUCUGGCGGAGGCCGCUGGGAACAGCUGCAAAGAGAUUGGACAGGGUAAGGUGCCAAUCCUGUCGACAACAGCAUUGCACCAUCUACACAUAUUCAUCUUCGUGCUGGCCUGCGUCCAUGUCGCUUUCUCAGCUCUCACCAUUCUUUUUGGGAGCGCAAAGAUAAGGCAGUGGAAGCAUUGGGAAGAUGCUGUCUCAAAGCAAGAUUUGGACCCUGAAAAUGGUGGUAGACUGAUCCAUGUCCAAGAUCAUGAUUUCAUCAAGAACCGGUUUCAAGGAAUGGGGAGGAACUCUUACAUUUUUGGUUUGGUGCAUUCAUUUUUCAAGCAAUUCUAUGGAUCGGUUAGCAAAUCUGAUUACAUCACAUUGCGGGCAGGUUUCAUCAUGACUCACUGCAGGGGAAGUCCGAAGUUCAAUUUCCACAAGUACAUGAUGCGAGCGCUCGAAGCUGACUUCAAGAAGGUCGUUGGUAUCAGUUGGUAUCUUUGGAUCUUUGUCGUUAUCUUCUUGUUACUGAAUGUGGCUGGAUGGCAUGCAUACUUCUGGAUAGCUUUCGUUCCCUUCGGUCUUCUACUAGCAGUCGGUACCAAGUUAGAGCACAUCAUAACCAAACUGGCCCAUGAAGUAGCUGAGAAACAUGUAGCUGUGACUGGAGAUUUAGUGGUUCAGCCUUCUGAUGAUCUCUUCUGGUUCCAUAAACCUAAGCUUGUUCUGUUCCUCAUCCAUAUCAUCCUCUUCCAGAACUCCUUUGAACUUGCAUUUAUCUUCUUCAUAUGGCUUCAAUACAAGUUCGAUUCCUGCAUAAUGGGGAAAGUUGGUUACAUCAUUCCCAGACUCAUUUUAGGGGCAUUUGUACAGUUUGUCUGCAGCUAUAGCACUCUUCCACUCUAUGCCCUGGUGACACAGAUGGGAAGUCAAUUCAACAAGGCGGUAUUCGAAGAGCACGUUCAAGUGGGACUGGUCGGUUGGGCGAAGCAGGCCAAGAAGAACACCGUUCUAAGGAAGGCUGCUGCUAAUGGUGAAUCGUCUACUACCCAUCAUGCUGCUGGACACAGCGAAGAUUCUUCUUCUCCUCCUCCUCGCCCUGCUCCUCUGGCAGCCGCCUUCCAAAUGGCGAAACUGGCGAAGAAAGAGAACAGCAGCAGUAAUGGAGAUCAAGGCGGGGAGAUUGUUGGUUAUGACAGUGGAACUGCAACUGCAGCAGCUUCUUCCCAUGGACCUCAUAAGAGCAGCUGAACCACAAUGUCAAGAAAAAGCUGCCUUCUUUUUUGUAAAUCCAUGGUGACUUGUAACUCUUUACAGACAGUUAGAUCUAUACUCGAAGUUUGACUUUGCAGAACACGGUCAUGUUGUCGAAUAGGCUUAUAGUGUAUUGUUAAGCUUAUUGCAGUGUAUCAGUAUUUUCCUUUUUUGGUAUAGUUACACCUUAUGGCGCAAUUACUCCAUCUCCAGCAGAAUGUUGCUUUAGUGUGAAGGAGUUGAACGCUAAGGCCGACAUUACCGCCAUUCGUCGCCGGCAACGGCGUCGUUUCCUCUGCAUGAUUGGAUAACGAUAAUCUAUUGUACGUUCACAGGCAAACAGCGCCGCGUGUAAAAGAAAGCUCUAAGUACGUGGAGGACUAAUGGAGUUCCGUCCCUUAUUCUAUUGUAAACCAAAA
Messenger RNA from Linum tenue, 2274 nucleotides. The record is from the annotation of a GenBank genome assembly. NCBI's taxonomy places the organism in Eukaryota, Viridiplantae, Streptophyta, Magnoliopsida, Malpighiales, Linaceae.